Wallemia ichthyophaga EXF-994 is the source of this 5865-nucleotide messenger RNA. RefSeq lists its product as uncharacterized. NCBI's taxonomy places the organism in Eukaryota, Fungi, Basidiomycota, Wallemiomycetes, Wallemiales, Wallemiaceae. Gene Ontology annotation, biological process: 5S class rRNA transcription by RNA polymerase III; transcription initiation at RNA polymerase III promoter. The record is from RefSeq and is a predicted model, not a curated record. The transcript is spliced from 9 exons. Gene Ontology annotation, cellular component: transcription factor TFIIIC complex. Bases 1 to 5865 code for a protein of 1954 amino acids. Gene Ontology annotation, molecular function: DNA binding.
AUGAUUGCCGUGGAUGUUGUAGUUCACAACGUACUGAAUGAGUUGUCGAUGGACGGCAACUGGGGCUCUGACAUUCGUACACUAAAAAAGUAUAUCAAAGCCCAAUUAAAUCCCUCACUAGAUAUUGAAAAAGGACCUUUGCUUGAGUUUUUUUGGAAGAUGCUUGCUCAACAAUCGUCGUUUCAGGUUGGCUUGGCUACGCAGCAACUAAAGCUGGCUUUGAGGGGAAAAGCACCACCUCGUCCUUCAAAAGGUGCAGAGCAAACAGCAUUAUUUGAAGUACUCAACCAGCAAUGUUCAGAAUCCUCCCUUGGUAUUCUCCUUGAAACCUACGGAGAUAAUCUUCGUGUUCGAACUGAUGAUGAUAUGAAUUGGUUUGCAAUUACUGGUCUAAACCACAGACCACCAAAGCUGAGCCCUAUGGUCGUCACCGUUCUCACUUUCAUAUCUAGAAGUAAAGAAAAUGGUAUCACUUUUAUCGAAAUGACCAAAAUGACGGGAUUUGAUAGUAAGUCCAUUUUCUAUUGUGUCAAGAUACUUCUAGAGAUGGACCUUGUCGUUAAAAUGCACACAAUCUACCAAGGAGCUACUACAAAUGUCGCUAUUCACCGCAAGUUUUUGGCAAAUUCACGACACUACCAAGCUCAAGCUCAAACUGAAUCCACUUCACAAACAAAAGAUGACUCUGACCGAGAAAUGGAUGUCUGUGAUGAAGAGGGAGAGCAAAUUCGGGGCUCAGAUGGAUUACCUCAAUUUUCUCCGUUAAAUGAGGCUCACUUAAACAAUGCUCCUUUGCUCAGAAGUCGCAUUUUGAAGCUGAUCAGAAACUGUCCCAAUCGAAUCAUCCACCACAAAUUCAUCUUCGUCAAAAUUGGGUUUCCAGCGGGUAAUAAAUUCAUUCGAAGAGUUGUCGGUCGUCAUUUGGGCAGGAUGAUUGAUGAAGGAUACCUCGAGCGCUGCUCUAUCAAGGCCUCUACUCGAUCAAUGCGCCUUAAUUGCUUGCGAAUCCCUGAUGAAGAUGAGACUUUUAGUCAUCCUCAAAAUAUCAUGAAUGAAGAUCUGAGUGGAAUGAGUCCUGGAGACGAUGAAGAAGACGAUGACGACGACGACAGCACUGACACCUUUGGAAUCACACUUGCUAUUACAAUCGAGAAGCAAGUUAUGAACAUCGUUCACGAAUCAGGUAUAUCUGGAAUAACUAUGACUGCAAUCAAAAACACUCUCCCAAUGAUAAAUAGGAGAACGCUUGAAUCAAUUUUGCUGCGUCAUGAGACAGACCACGAUCCUGGUAAUUUGAGUGACCUUGCUUUGAAGUCAAUCACUGAGUCUUGUGGGCGUGAGCGCAGACAGGUAUAUUUUUCACGGAGCAACUUCGUCCAGCGUGCAGAAAGAGAGGGCUUGGAUGUUGGAGAUGACCUUGUUUCAGAGGACGCUGGCUUGCUGAGUAGUUUGGCAACUGACAGUGGAUGUGCAUCGCGUCAAGAUUACCAAGCGCUCAUUGCUAAAUUGAUCGGAGCAACUGGAAAGAAGAAAAAUAAUAGACAAGGUCUCAUUUUUGGUGCAACGCCUGAUCAAAGUCCUGCUCCUAAAAAGCUUGGCAGACCCCGCAAGACAGAUCCACCUGCUGAUACAGGGACGGUGAAAAAGCGCGGUAGACCUCGCAAAACAGAAAUUACUGCAAGCUUCGCAAAUGCAACUCCUAGGAGCAUUUCCGGGCAGCCAGAAGAGACAGAAACUCCUUCAAAGGCAUCGAAGAAACGUACUCAUAAGGAUGAAGUUGCUGAAUCAUUACCUCAAAAGAAAAAAGGAAGACCUUCUAAAAAGAUGAUAGCUGAAGCGGAAGCAGCAUCAGCGAUGAAUAAAGAGCAGUCAUCAGCGAAGGAAGCUUCCACACAGAAGUCAGCACCAGACCAAUUCAAUGAAAGUGCUCAGAAUGGAACCAAUAGCACUGAAAUCGAAAUCAAUUCUGAUACUGACCAAGUUUCUAGUACGAACAUCAAGCCAGAUGCAAGAUCUUUAGAGGAAACCCACAAGAAAACAAGCCCACCUGAUGAGAAAGGAUCUUCAGAUGAGAACAAUAAAAGGAUUAGUGACACGCCUUCAAAGCGAAAGCUUAGAUCGAGAGGAAGUAUAAAAAUACCUUCUUCCGCUCCUAUCAUCAUAGAUGAAGAUUCUGAAAGGGAAUCGUCGAAGCGUAAAAAGAUAGGAAGUCCGGAGCUAGACAGUGACGAGUCAGCCGCCUAUCAACCUGAACAUAAUGAAGACGAAAAUGAUCAGAAAGAUGAAAGUUAUGAAACAGAAAAACAUCAACUUGGGGCGCAUGAGGAUGUUGAUAAUGUUGGUGGUGUAGAAGGAACAAAUGAGAUUAACAUUACUCGCAAUGUCGCUGAGAGUGGCCAACCAAACAUCUCCGUGAACGACGCGGAACAAAUCAACGAACUCGACACCAAAGAAAACCCCCAUGAAUUCGACACAGGCAAUGCGGAACCAGAACUAGGACCUACCACGCCUGCAGCUGUGGCGUCAGCACCUAGAGUCAGGAAGACCAAACAUGCUAUUAAGAAGAUGCGAUCUGAACGCACAGACCUCUCACAUCACCGCAGGCUUCAAGAUUUGUUUGGUGCAAUUAAAGGCAAUGGAGGUAUAGUUGAAGCAUCACGUGAAUCCUACGACGUAUAUCAGAAAUACGUGCAUGGUCCAAAAUAUCAGACGGCACCACUAAUUGACAAAGCUGCUAUGAAUAAGACGCUCAAUGUCUUAUUCCAGGAAGGAAAACUCAAACAGACAAUUGUUUCAAGUCGGACUUACGGUCAAGGUGCAAUCCAGAAAAAGCUAAUUUACUUAUCUGACCUCGAUCCACAAUCACACGUUUUCCGAGACAAGAAAGCACAAAUAGGAAAGGAUAUGAUGCAGAUGUAUCAGCCCAGAAGUGCUAAGAAGGAAAUUGUUUCCGAUAAUAUAGGCUACAUAUCUCUCAAAAAUAAACGUGGCAACUUAAAACUGCCUGAAGAUUGUCACGAUCCAUCUCAGCGCGAAGAGGUUAGAAAAACUAUAUUGUCAGAUGUCAAGGCAGUAGCAAGACUUCAUGGUUACAUAAGUGGAAAGUUUACGAAAGCUCACAAGCUCUAUCUCCUUUUAACAAGUGAGAUGCAGCACAAGAACGAGCUGACUCAUUGCAUCAGCGAAGAGGAGCCUAUAAUUUCGCUUAAUUAUUUCCGGACCGAUAUUCCUCUUGAGCAACACAUGCAGCUAUUCCCGUGGACCAAAGUAGAUGCAAUGGCACUGGAGUAUAAAUAUGAUAAUUCAAAGAGUAAGCUCCGCGUCAAGGAUCUGCCACAUCAUUUGCAGAAAAUGGUUGGUGAGGCUUUUUCAAAAAGGUAUCACUUUGUCAUAGAUUGCAUUCGCAUUUUGUGGCACUUGAACCUGGUUGAGCUUAUGGAAGAAGUCGAUGAAAUUACCACAGAGAAGACACCCCAUGCCAACAAUUUGAAAGGUGUAAAAGAACUCAGGGUCCCUCAAAAGCUGGAAUUCUUCAAAUUAAGAAAGAAUGGUCUUUUCUUGUCAUUCGAAGACAAACCGGUGCUUCGGGAUGGUAUGACGCUCAACACUGCAGAAGACGUCAACAAAUACUUUGAAAGAUUGAAGACGCUUGCUUUGAACAGCCAAGAUGCUUCUAAGACUACCAAAACAAACGAGAACCAAACGCAAGAUAUUUCAAACUUUUUAUCCUUUGCUGCAAUGAUGCAAAGACGUUCUGCUUGGCAAGAAACUGGACUGCUUUCGGUGUUGCAAAGGCGAUACCUUACACACCUACUCGACGAAAAGCAUGAUGAAUUAGCGACAGCAACUCAAGAGAUAUUUGACGAGAUUGCUUAUACCUGUGCAGCGCCCACAGAAUUGGUUAAAGAUUACAUUGCAGAAGAAUCCUCAAAGAGAGAAAAGCUUGAAUCUAAGAAGAUCAUCGACACAAAGAAAAAGUGUUCAAAGAGUUCGAAAAAACUUAGAAAGUCUAAUAAGUACAGCAAGUCUGUUGACGCUAAAGUUCAAAGGGCACGCUCCCGGCACAUGGAUCAAGAGGAAGAGAAUGAGGAUAAAGUGGUCGCCGAGCAGGUACGACAGCUUAAAAUGAGAACAGAGAAAAAGAGAAAGCCGAAGCCGAAAAGACAAAACGAGUACAGGUUUGACCCUCCUCUUGAGCAACCGCCUGGGAAGGCCAUUGACGAUAUCAUUGAAGACCAUAAAAGACUCUUUCCUGAGGGAUAUAGCGCUCGACAGACGAGACACUAUGACUAUUGGAAUGCUGACACUGAAGAGCUUCUUCGUGACACUAUCGCUGUCAUUAAGUCUCACACGAAAAAGUACAAAAAUCCUACAUUGACUGCAGCAAUACGAGUAUUCCCUAGAUUCAAGACUGGUCAGCUACGAAAUCAUGAGAAGGUCAUUCUGGAAGAUCGUCAAGAACAGAUUUAUGUCGAGCGUUUGGCACAAGAAUAUGAAAAUCUUUGCAAGGAUUUUAUCAAAGAUACAAAGAUGGACAAAGCGUCGAGUAUCGACAACAUUGACCUCGUUGAACAUCUAAACCUCAUUAGAACUCAUAUCGACAAAAGAGCCCUGUGGAUCAAUACUACAUCGACGAGUAAUGCUACGGAAGUCUUGAGUGUACCUGAUAGCCUUGAAGGUUUCUUUGAUCAAUUUGAUGUCACUGAAGAACCCACUCAAUCAUACAGCAGUCUACAAGCAAUUUUGUUUGACCCUGCUCAAACAGAGGUCGCAAGAGAACGUGCAUAUUCCAAGAUGAAUGCUACCGACCAACUUGAAGUUGACACUGGAAAGGCUGUGAACACAGUUGAGGAGCUGAACGUAAAACUCGCAGAAGUUGCAAUAAAGAUGUCAACGCAUGAUAGAGAAGUCGGUCAUUCAGAAAGAUCGCAGAAGCUUCUUGAGAACUUCUCAGAAGACACAUUCUUCACUGCGCUUGAAAACAUUAAGGCCGAAAAUAUUCUUUGCAUACCAGUCAAGCAAGACGGUCCAACACCGCUAUAUGCAUUUACUGAUAGUUAUAAGCAUGAUAGUCAUGGACCGUGGCAAGCAGCGUUUAUGCAAAGCUUGUUUGAUUCGACUGUUGCUGUUCAGGAGGGCAAAUUUUCAAUCUGGCCUGUUGUUGUGCAGGAGCCUCUUCAGGCAGCACUCUUGAACUGCAUAUCAUCCCAUAAACUCGAGUGCAGCAUUAACAUUGAUAACUUUAGUGCUAGAUUCGAUUCUCUCGGUAGUCGUGCUGUUCAGGACGAUGAUUACGAAAACAUUAUUUCUAUCACCUCUAAGGGCAAUAAAGCAAUUCAAUUACCGCCCUUGCCAAACCACAUCUAUACACACCCAAUGGAGGUAGAUGAGUGUAGGCAAAUACCAAUCCUCGAGCAUUGUGGUCCAGUCGGUCUGUCUAAAGAUCAAGUACCAAACAAUAUGGAGAUUGAUGCAAUACUUGGAUCAGCUUCCGCCAUCGUUGCAGGAUAUGACACUGAUAGGUUAGUAAAAUCCAAGUUCGGUGAAAACUGGUGUGUCAAAAUCAAUGAUAAAUAUGUCUAUCCUCGUCAAUGGGUUAAGCUGGAAGGAAACGCUGUCGAAAGUACGUGGAGAAGUGUGCUCUUUGCUCUGAUCAGUACUCUGAUGAUCUACCCCGGUAUUUCUUUGACUCAACUCAGAAAAUGCUUCAGCAAAGCGUACGACAGACUUGAGGUUGUUGAUGCAAUUCAAGCAUUGCUGAGGGAAGGACUUGUUCAUGGGAGAAUGCACAAUGCAGAAGGAGCACCAAAGUUACAAAGUUUGGCAGAUGAAAGUGAAAUGUGCUAUUAUCAAAGCUUUAUAUAA